CCUAGUAAUCCGUGGUGAAAAGGAUGAACAAGCAGUGUUGUGCAGCAAAGAUAAAACUUAUGACAUGAAAAUAGCAGAUACCUCAAAUAUGCUGCUAUUUAUUCCUGGUUGCAAAACGCCAGAACAGCUGAAUACAGAUCAAGCAUCUUGCAAUAUUAUUCAUUCACAGAUUGCGGGCUUCUCCAAUAACUACUGGGAAUUAAGGAGAUGUCGACCUAAACUGAAGAAACUCAGGAAGCUUUUAAAGGAAGAUCCCUAUGAAGGGCCAGAUAGUCGGAAAGAUCAGACUUGGACAUUGUCAAAGUAUACGACGCAAGAUUUGUUAAAUCUGAUUCAAGCAAGUGAAGAAGAAAUACUGCGCCAAUUGCAGGUUAUAGAUGCCUGCAAAAUUGAAGGGUACUGGAGAAUUCUAGAAUUUGACUAUGAGAUUAAACUCUUGAAUCACGUGACUCAGCUAAUAGACUCAGAGUCCUGGUCUUUAAGUAAGGUUCCUUUACGUACCUGCCUUGAGGAACUUGGAUCCCUAGAGCCCAC
Molecule: messenger RNA, 534 nt
Organism: Phaethon lepturus (White-tailed tropicbird)
Lineage: Eukaryota; Metazoa; Chordata; Aves; Phaethontiformes; Phaethontidae
Product: sister chromatid cohesion protein DCC1-like
Exons: 4
Biological process (GO): mitotic sister chromatid cohesion; maintenance of mitotic sister chromatid cohesion
Cellular component (GO): chromatin; Ctf18 RFC-like complex; nucleus
Source: RefSeq, a predicted model, not a curated record